Molecule: messenger RNA, 2710 nt
Organism: Nanorana parkeri
Lineage: Eukaryota; Metazoa; Chordata; Amphibia; Anura; Dicroglossidae
Gene: BCL6
Product: B-cell CLL/lymphoma 6
Exons: 10
Coding region: 403-2553 (716 amino acids)
Biological process (GO): regulation of transcription by RNA polymerase II
Cellular component (GO): nucleus
Molecular function (GO): protein binding; DNA-binding transcription factor activity, RNA polymerase II-specific; RNA polymerase II cis-regulatory region sequence-specific DNA binding
Source: RefSeq, a predicted model, not a curated record
GUGCCGUCCAGGAGCGAGCGAUGAGCGAGCACAUCCACAGGGAUGCUGGGGGCGCCACAUUUCCUCUAACUUCGUACCCUCUCUUAUGUCACAGAAUAGCAAAUUAGUUCUCAGAAUUUGUGGGCCGUCCUUCCAAGUUGAAAGCCUACGUCAGAGCCAAAGACACACCACGUGACCCGUCCAGCCGGGUGAAACCAACACGUUCAGGGGGCUCCAGAAAUCCUAAAUCCCAUUUACCUGGAGCAGGCCCUAAACUAACAUGCACACUUGGAAAAGGCAUUUUUUCUGUUCCCGGGGAAGGUGUCGGGGAAGACACCCGGAGCUUUCUGACGACGGCGAUGGAGUGGAGAAAAGUGAAAGGGGUUGGCUGGAGGACACUCGGUCCUCCCCUGCCUGAAUAUAAUGCCAUCAAAGAGAAAUUUGAAUUGUGAAGUGAGAUUUGGGGAUUGGGGCAAAAUGACAUCGGCAACUGACAGCUGUAUUCAGUUCACUCGACAUGCCAGUGACGUUCUCCUGAAUCUGAACCGUCUCCGAAGUAGGGACAUUCUGACAGAUGUGAUAAUUGUUGUGAACAGGGAGCACUUUCGAGCCCACAAGACAGUCCUCAUGGCUUGCAGUGGGCUGUUUUAUACAAUCUUCACUGACCAGAUGAAGUGCAACAUGAACAUCAUAAACCUUGAUCCAGAAAUCAGCGCAGAGGGGUUUCGAGUCCUGCUGGAGUUUAUGUACACUUCUCGGCUUAGUUUGAGAGAGAGCAGCAUCAUGGCAGUUAUGAGCACUGCACUUUACCUACAAAUGGAACAUGUUGUAGACACCUGUCAAAGGUUCCUCAAGUCCAGUGAGGAUAUUGUGAGUUCUGUGAAGCCAUCCAGAGAAGAUUUCUUGCAAGGCAGAACGAUGUUGCCUCCAGAUGUUAUGGCCUACAGAAACUGUGAGAUGCCAGAAAAUACUGUAUCUGUUCGUAACACGGCCAUCUGUGAUGGAAGGUCCUACAUUCCCAACAUUUACAGUGGAUCUCCAUCCUCCUACCCUCUAUAUAGUCACAUUCCAGUGCACGGGUUCCUAUUUCCAGAGGAUGAGGCAAGAGAUGUGCAAAUGGCUGAAAUGCAGAGAACCAGCAGGUAUCCCAAAGAAAGUGUGUUACCUGGAGAAAAUUCAAGGACUGUACUAGGAGAACACAGGAAAGGUGUCUUGGAUAUAUCUGUAAAUAUGUGCCACAAUGUCUACUCUCCAAAGGAGGCAGCAUUAGAAGACGCUCAUAGUGACUCUCACUAUAAUGUCCUGGCAGCCUCUCGGUCUGCUGGUCCCUCUGUUAGAAGCAGUCCAUACUACAGCUGUGACAAAGGGAAAGAUGAAGAGCGGACAUUCUCAGAGGAUGAAAUCACUCAGCACUUUAAACCAACAAACUCUCCUGGCAGUCGUAAGGGUCUUGUAAGUCCUCAAAGCCCUCAGAAGUCAGAUUGCCAGCCUAAUUCUCCUACAGAAUCCAGCAGCAGUAAGAAUGCCCGCAUUUCACAGGGAUCUGGUUCUCCAGUGUCUAAAUCAGUCACUGACCCGAAAGCUUGCAACUGGAAAAAAUACAAGUUGCUUAAUUCCCUCAACCAGAAUGAAAAAGAAGGUUGUGCCACUCAAAGUGAAAUGGGAAACCUGUCUCCACAGUUCUACACAUCUCAAUCAUCCUAUCAGCAGCCAGUCAAGUCUGAAAACCUGGACAUUCAGACAUCAUCUAAGCUUAAUGGGAACACUGAUGACUCGGCAGUACCGCAGGCUAGCAAACUCAACAGCAUUGUUAACAGGGCAAUGGAAGGGUCACCCCUAAGCAGUGAAGGCCAUUCCCCUCUCUACAUCCACACAUCUAAGUUCAGCAUGUUUUCAUCACAGUCCCCUCCUGAAAUGUGUCCUCACACCCCUGGCUCUAACUUCGGAGAAGAGAUUGCUGAGACUCGGUCGGAAUAUUCAGAUUCAAGCUGUGAAAAUGGUACAUUCUUCUGCAAUGAAUGUGACUCUCGUUUCUCUGAAGAGGGUUCCUUGAAAAGACACACUCUACAAAUGCACAGUGACAAGCCCUACAAGUGUGACCGCUGCCAAGCAUCAUUCCGCUACAAGGGAAACCUGGCCAGCCAUAAGACGGUUCAUACCGGUGAGAAACCAUAUCGCUGUAGUAUCUGUGGUGCACAGUUUAACCGACCUGCAAACCUGAAGACCCACACAAGAAUUCAUUCUGGGGAAAAACCAUACAAGUGUGAGACCUGCGGAGCCCGCUUUGUACAGGUUGCCCAUCUUCGUGCACACGUGUUGAUUCAUACUGGAGAAAAGCCCUACCCAUGUGAGAUCUGCGGCACUAGAUUCAGACACUUGCAGACAUUAAAGAGCCAUCUUCGUAUUCAUACUGGAGAGAAGCCCUACCAUUGUGAAAAGUGCAACCUCCAUUUCCGCCACAAGAGCCAACUGAGGCUUCAUUUACGUCAAAAACAUGGAGCAAUCACCAACACAAAAGUCCAGUAUCGCGUGUCCUCAACAGAGCUUCCGGUGGAUCUUCCCAAGUCUUGCUGAGCCCUGCCCACACCGAUUUCUGGAGUGCCUCUCUUUGACCUGUUAGUGCAGAUGGGUGAAACAAAACGGGUUUAGCUAUUUUUAUUUUUGUCCUGGUUAUGUGAAAUGUGCACCCUUUAGUGUAAAAAAACAACUAAUAUAUAUAAAUAUAUAUAAA